AUGGGUCCAGCGACGACUACGCAUAUGCUCCUUGGAGCAUUUCUUGGUUGGGGAAUACUUUCUCCCCUAGCCAAACAUAGGGGCUGGGCUCCUGGACCAGUCAGUGAUUGGGAGACAGGAAGCAAAGGUUGGAUUGUUUGGAUCUCAUUAGCUAUAAUGUUGGCCGAUUCAGUAAUCAGUCUUGGAUACAUCGCGUUUACCCCUUUGAUCAGGAAUGGUGGACAUUAUAUCAAUGAGGCUCAAAAAAAGAUCAAGACACAUGAUUGGAGGGGUCUCUUAUCAAUUACAAUACCACCAUCCACCACGGGAUAUGCUCCUAUAAACGGCGAUCGUCGGGGUGAACAUUCAUCAAGUGGUGAUAUAUCAUUACUUUCAGGUAAUAAUCUACAGAUGGAAUUGAAAGAUUUACCAGAACCCGAUGCCCCUCCAGAACAUCUCGUCAAUUCUCAGACUGUUUGGAUUGGUCUUAUCCUCUCCAUUGUAUUCUGUGUAUUCAGCAUCCGCGUUGUAUUUGGCGAUUUAGUUCCUCUUUACGCUACCAUCAUCGCCGUUUUAAUUGCCCUCGUCCUCUCCAUCAUGGGUGUUCGAGCCUUGGGAGAAACUGACCUCAAUCCUGUCUCUGGAAUUUCUAAACUAGCUCAACUAUUCUUCGCCCUCAUCAUCCCUCAAUCAAACAAAAACUCUAUCCUCAUUAAUCUCAUCGCAGGAGCAGUUUCCGAAGCUGGCGCUCUCCAAGCCGGUGAUUUGAUGCAAGAUCUCAAAACAGGACAUCUUUUAGGUGCGGCACCAAAUGCACAAUUUUGGGGCCAAAUCAUCGGAAGUGCAGUUGGUGCUGUGGUAAGCGCAUUAAUCUAUAAACUUUAUACAAAUGUAUAUCAAGUUCCAGGAGAUCUAUUCCAGGUUCCAACUGGAUAUGUGUGGAUUUUCACGGCGAGAUUGGUAACCGGGAAGGGAUUACCACAUAUGGCUGCUGAGUGGGCAAUUGGUGCUGUAGUUAUUUUUACAGGGACUACGUUAUUAAGAAUUUAUGCUACGGGAAAGAAAUGGCAUUCUUAUAUUCCUGGGGGUAUUGCGGUAGCUGUUGGCAUGUAUAAUACUCCAUCCUUUACUCUCGCUCGUGCAAUAGGUGGAUUCAUCAAUUUAUACUGGCGUUCGUAUAGAAAGAGAGAAGAGACUCCAAUUGUGGUAUUGGCUAGUGGAUUGAUUUUGGGAGAGGGUGUGGGGUACCGCAUUUAUGAUGGGUGGGUGUUGGAGGGUGCGGGGGGAGGAGAAGGAGAUGAGGAGACGAGAAUGGGGUGA
Molecule: messenger RNA, 1299 nt
Organism: Sclerotinia sclerotiorum 1980 UF-70
Lineage: Eukaryota; Fungi; Ascomycota; Leotiomycetes; Helotiales; Sclerotiniaceae
Exons: 3
Coding region: 1-1299 (432 amino acids)
Cellular component (GO): fungal-type vacuole membrane
Molecular function (GO): oligopeptide transmembrane transporter activity
Source: RefSeq, a predicted model, not a curated record